Molecule: messenger RNA, 5668 nt
Organism: Colossoma macropomum (tambaqui)
Lineage: Eukaryota; Metazoa; Chordata; Actinopteri; Characiformes; Serrasalmidae
Gene: sec24c
Product: SEC24 homolog C, COPII coat complex component
Exons: 25
Coding region: 271-4038 (1255 amino acids)
Biological process (GO): intracellular protein transport; endoplasmic reticulum to Golgi vesicle-mediated transport; COPII-coated vesicle cargo loading
Cellular component (GO): COPII vesicle coat; endoplasmic reticulum exit site
Molecular function (GO): zinc ion binding; SNARE binding
Source: RefSeq, a predicted model, not a curated record
AAAUCAUUCGCAGCCCGGAUGUGGACGUGGCACAAAGUUACUGUGGAUCCGGUGCGAAUGUCACUGCUGUAGCGGAGACACCGAGGAGGUGGAAGAGGGAUUAACGACGGCUAACGGCGAGACCGCUUCGGGAAGACGACGUUUGUGCCCUUCUCUUUGUAGAAGAACCGCUGCCGCCUUUGUCAAUCGACUGGAAAACAGGAACAGUUGUCCUGCUGGCGUUUUCAUUUAUGUAUCUGUCUGUUUUGGAGAUUUAGGGAUGAACUGAAAAUGAAUGUUAACCAGCAACCUCACAUGGCCUCUCCUUAUGGGCAGCCGCAGCCUGGCUACCAGGGCCACCCCCAGUCUGUUUAUGGGGGCCAGCAAGUGCCAGGGGGUUAUCCAGCGCCAUACGCACCAUACAACGGCCCUGCAUCUGCCUAUCAACCAGGCCCACCUCAAGGAUAUUCUCCUUAUGCAAGCUUUCCCUCUAAGGCUCUUGCAGCAAACUUAGUCUCUGACCUGUCCUCUUCCUCUCCUCUUGACUUAGGUAUGAGAGGACCCCCCACCUCUGGGGCACCCCCAGUGCCUGCUGCUCAGGCAUAUUCACAGUUUGGACAGGGUGACAUACAAAACGGACCACCACCUAUGGGUGCCCCACCACAGAGACCUCCAGUGUCUCAGCCAUACAGUCAAGGAGCGAUGAACCUCUCUGGUCCUCAACCUCCAUACAACCAGCAAUUUGGAGCAGCACUAAACAGUAUGCAGCAGAUGACUAAUCAAAUGGCUAGCAUGCAGGUUGGGUCUACUGUACCUUCUCCUGCUGGCCCAGGCUAUGCUCCUCCCACAGUCUCCCAGCCUUCUGCCUCUGCUGCUUAUACACCUUCAGCCCCUUCUUCUUUUGCCCCCACAUCUACUGUUCCCACACAGCCCCCGUCAACUGAGGGAGUACCUCAUACACUCUCUCAGCCCUACUAUGGGGCUCCUCCUCAGCAGCCUUUCCCAACUGCAGCCCCACCUUUCUCUGCACCUGGUCCCACCCAGCCUCCUGGUCCGCCUCUUGCCUCUCAACAGUCUUUCCCUCAAGCUCCUCCUACUUCGCAGCCUCCGUUUUCUUCGGCUCCGCCGCAAGUUCCUACUGCGUCAUAUGGAGGCCCACCUCCCCCUGUGCAGGCGUCUCAUCCUAGGGCAGCACCUCCCACUUCCCAGCCUUCUGGAUUCCCUGGAGGACCCCCACCCACCUCUACCCCAACUCAGUAUACAGGACCACCCAUGCAACAGCCUCCAGUGUCCCAGCCCUCCUCUUUCCAUUCAGGACCUCCUCCUCCACCGACUAGUGCUGCUGGAUUUCCACCCCAAGGAGGCGCUCCUCCCAGGCCUCCACACCCAGGUAUGCAGGGUCCCCCUCUGGCCUCUCAGGGGCCUCCGAUGUCCCAAGCAAACCAUGUAGCUCCCCCACAGCCUGGUAUGCUGCCUGGGCCCCCUGCUCCAGGUAUGGCAGGACCACCACCACAGCCAGGGAUGCAGGGCUAUCCACCUCAGCAGAAUGGUGCUUUUGGGCAGGUGAGGGGUCCACAGCCUGGCUAUGCUGGACCAUAUCCUGGGCAGCAGAGCUAUGGAGCUGCACCUCCUGCACAAGCUCCUGCUCCUCCUGCACCGAAGAGACUUGACCCCGACUCCAUCCCUAGCCCGCAAGCCUCUGACAUACCGCCUGUGCAGAAAACAAGACAUAGAAUAGACCCAGACGCUAUUCCCAGCCCAAUUCAGGUGAUUGAGGAUGACAAAGCAAACAAGGGCAGUGAGCCUUUUGUUACAGGGGUCAGAGGUCAAGCCCCACCCCUUGUCACAACUAACUUUCAUGUUAAAGAUCAAGGGAAUGCCAGUCCACGUUUUAUCCGCUGUACAGCCUAUAACAUGCCCUGCACCUCGGACAUGGCCAAACAGUCCCAGGUGCCCUUGGCUGCAGUGAUCAAACCAUUGGCUACUCUGCCUCCAGAUGAAAAUCCCCCAUAUAUAGUGGACCAUGGGGAAAGUGGCCCUAUUCGCUGUAAUCGCUGUAAGGCCUACAUGUGUCCCUACAUGCAGUUCAUUGAGGGCGGCCGGCGCUUCCAGUGUGGCUUCUGCAGCUGCGUCACAGAGGUGCCUCCCCAUUACUUCCAGCAUCUGGACCACACAGGGAAGCGCGUAGACUGCUAUGACCGGCCGGAACUCUCCCUGGGCAGCUAUGAGUUCCUAGCCACAGUGGACUACUGUAAGAACAAUAAGAUUCCUCAGCCCCCUGCCUUCAUCUUCUUGAUUGAUGUGUCCUACAAUGCUGUGAAAAAUGGCAUGGUGAGAAUUGUGUGCCAGGAGCUCAAGACCUUGUUGGACUAUUUGCCCAGGGAGAACCCUGAUGUGCAGUCCAAUAUACGAGUCGGGUUUGCAACCUACAACAAGGUACUGCACUUCUAUAACGUGAAGGCCUCUUUGGCCCAGCCUCAGAUGAUGGUGGUCUCAGAUGUGGCAGACAUGUUUGUACCCCUACUGGAUGGAUUCCUUGUCAAUGUCUCAGAGUCCAGGGUUGUGAUUGAGAGUUUGCUGGACCAGAUACCCGACAUGUUUGCAGACACACGAGAGACAGAGACAGUGUUUGGCCCUGUUAUCCAAGCAGGACUGGAAGCUCUCAAGGCUGCAGACUGUGCUGGGAAGCUGUUUGUCUUCCACUCCUCUCUGCCCAUUGCUGAGGCUCCAGGCAAGCUGAAGAACAGAGAGGACAAAAAACUAGUGGGCACAGACAAAGAAAAAUCAUUAUUCCAGCCCCAGGUGAGUUUCUACGCUAAUUUGGCAAAGGAGUGUGUGGCGCAGGGCUGCUGUGUGGAUCUCUUCUUGUUCCCUAAUCAGUACGUGGACGUGGCAACGUUAGGGGUGGUCCCCACGUCAACAGGCGGCUCUGUCUACAAAUACACCUAUUUCCAGGCCCAGUCUGACCAGGAGCGGUUCCUAAAUGACUUGAGGAAAGACAUACAGAAGCAGGUGGGCUUUGACGCAGUGAUGAGAGUCCGCACCAGCACUGGUAUCCGGGCCACAGACUUUUUUGGUUCGUUCUACAUGAGCAACACCACUGAUGUGGAGCUGGCAGGCCUAGACUGUGACAAGACUAUCACAGUGGAGUUCCGACAUGAUGACAAACUCAGUGAGGAGACAGGUGCACUCAUGCAGUGUGCUGUACUAUACACAAGCUGUAGUGGUCAGCGGCGGCUACGCAUCCACAACAUGGCAGUUAACUGUUGCGCCCAGCUGGCUGACCUUUACAGGAACUGCGAGACAGAUACUAUCAUAAACUUCUUCGCCAAGUACGCAUAUCGCAGUGUACUGAAUAACCCUACCAAGAACGUGCGGGACAGUCUGGUGAACCAAUGCGCCCAAAUCCUGGCAUGCUACCGCAAGAACUGUGCCAGCCCAUCUUCUGCUGGACAGCUGAUCCUCCCGGAGUGUAUGAAGCUGCUCCCUGUUUAUCUGAACUGUGUGCUGAAGAGUGAUGUUCUGCACCCUGGAGCUGACGUCUCCCUGGAUGAUCGUGCCUACCUGAGACAGCUGGUCAGCGCCAUGGAUGUGGCAGAGAGCCAUGUGUUCUUUUACCCACGACUGCUUCCAGUGCACAAGCUGGAUGUGGAGAGUGACACUCUUCCAGUGGCCAUUCGGGACUCCGAGGAGAGACUGUCUAAAGGAGGAAUAUACCUGCUGGAGACAGGGCUCAACCUUUUCCUCUGGGUGGGGGCCAAUGCACAGCAGGAGCUGCUCCAGAACAUAUUUGGCACUCCUGCCUUCAGCCAGAUAGAUUCCAACGUGACAUCUUUGCCGAUUUUGGAUAAUCCUUACUCGAAGAGGCUGAGGGAGAUUAUUGAGUCUUUCCGUGCACAGCGCUCACGCUACAUGAAGCUGAUGGUGGUGAAGCAGGAAGAUAAACUGGAGCUCAUCUUUAAGCACUUCCUUGUGGAGGAUAAAAACAACAGUGGUGGGGCGUCUUACGUGGACUUCUUGUGUCACAUGCACAAGGAGAUUCGCCAGCUCCUGAGCUAGGAGAGCUCCCCCCGACACUUUUACUCAGACGCGCUUUAUCCUUUUUAUUUGACAUAAUAAUAAAUUAAAUUCCUCCUCCCGUCAUCUCUCCUCCUCUUAUGUAAUCUUCUCCAGGGUGAGGGGGAAAAAAGCCACCUGUUAGGGUCAGGCAAGGAUGCUCUACUAGACUCUGUUAGAGGUCUGGAUGGUUUUUGGUUUUGGGUAGAGGUUGCAGGUUUCGGGAGACUGUCCGUGUGUGUGUGUGUGUGUGUGUGUCUGUGUAUGUGUGCAUGAAUGUUUGUGUGUAUGAGUUACGUAUGAGAUGUUUCACCCCUCCUCAUAGCCGAUAUAGGGAUCAGUUUAUUCAGAACAAAAAAAAUAAGUGCAAAAUUAACAAUCAAGAGGUUGGAGCUCAAAUGAGGUUCAAAAAUGUGUGCUUGUGCAUGUUUGCGUGUUAGGACUGUGAACAGGUUGAUAUUUGGGGUUGCAGGACCCUGGCACUGUACUGUGGGUGGGGUAGGGUGGGCUGGGGGAGCAGAAACUGACAGCAUUAAUGAUUGAACCAGACAUUCUUAAAACAACAUAAUGAGAUCCUUAAGAAACCUUCCAAAUAACUUAUUGUUAUCACUGUUUUGUUCAGUUAGUCCUUGUGUUUGUUAUUCUCUUUCAACCAUGGCCUUACUGAUCCCAUUUCUCACCCAUCCUCCUGCUGUUCUGUUUUGUUACGAGUCAUUGUAAUCGUUAUUGUUUUUAAAGUGUGUGAAAAGAAACCUUUGACUAAUAGAUUAUAUGGGAAGCUGAGUAUAUUUUAAGUGUGCUCUUCACUGUCCAUAAUACAAACAUCUUAACUCUUGAGAUAUUACUCACUAUUAAAAUUCUAUGCAUCAGCUUAGCUGCGGAUGGAGGAACUGCGUUAUCUAAAUUAAACAGGAACAGAAGUGAUCUGUCAUGGGCCUCAUGUUAAGUGGGCAUGCAUAGCGCUGUGAUAUGGUGCGCGCUCUGAUAAUGGAUGAACGAUUCUCCUAUUGUGGAGAGGGUAUGGACCCUUUUGGAUACCUCUCUGACUGGGCCGCAAGUUGUAGUUCAGAUAAGCCAGCUGGACGGGAAUUUAUCAGUUGAGCUUUUCUAAAAAAAAGAGGAUGGGAAUUGUAGUCCAUAUGGGUAGUCCAUCUUCAAUGGAGGCUUCACUACUCGGACAUAUAUUACAAGAACAGGAACAAAAAUAUACAUUACUGUUCCUGGUGUCUGGAUUUUGUUUAUUAUUUCUUUCCUUUCUGUUUCGAUUUCUGAUCCACUGUUAACCAUGAAUGUCCUGAUCAUCCUGUUUCAUUUUCGAUCUAAUAUUGUUUUCUUAAUCUGUUUUGAAAGGUUAUAAUCCUGGGGCAGGUGCAGUCUGGUGCAGGCUUCCUCAAAGCUAAACACGAGCACUCGCCUGCCCUGCUUUUGUCUUUCUUUCUAGUGAAAUCUUUGUACAAUGAAAGAAUAUGGCAAGAGUGGAGUGAGUGAUUUAGAACUGGCGAUUUCUUAACCGUUUUCAAAGUGAGCGCUGUUUUCAAGCACAUGCAGGAUUGUGACCUGAAAAGCAAUCAACACUGAAUACCUUGUCAUCACAUUUAUUACAUGUACAGAAUUAAAAAUCACAUUUUAAAAA